AUGGAGACAAACUACCCUCAUGCUGCUUCUGCGUCCGCGUCUGCGUCUGCAUCGACUACCUCUCGAGCCACUGCGCCCGCCGCAAUCGUAGCAUCCGGGAGCCGCUCUACGCCGCCGAGCAGCAGCAGUCCGCCCACGCCCAUUGCUCUGCCCGUGAGCCCGCGCAAGAGUUCACGGCGCUUCAACGAUGCCAAUGCCAGUCCGCCGUCCACUCCGCCAGCGAAACCACGAUCGACCGGCAAGGGCAAGGGCAGGAAGCUGCUGAAGGGCCCGCGUGAGACGAGGCACCAGCGUGACAUAUCAGAGGAGGAGCUCGAGGCCGCCGUGGCCACUGCAGCACGACACUCGCACGGCCUGUCGUGGAACUCGACCACGCGUGACUCGGUCGUUGACAACCUGCUGUUCUCCCUGGACAACCUGUCACGGGGAGACGUCGGUGAAGUCGGAGGCAUGGAGGGGCACGAGCAAGAGAAGACCCGAUAUCUGUCGUCGCUCUCCUCGCACUUCGUCGACCAGGCACAGCGCUCGCGAGGCCACACCCACUCCUCAUCGACCUCGGAAUAUGACCGCCAUCUCAUGGACUCGCCGCAGAGCCAAGCGACUCCAUCGCCCAAAGGCCGACGGAGUGCCAGCACAUCCAACUUUCCAUCAUACAGCAGCAUGAAUGGGCGUGUGAAACAGCAGGGCAGACCCCAUGGCGGUGGACGAACGAGCUCGGAGGGUCCGCAACCGGCCCUCACGCAACCCUACAUCAAUGGCCGUUCGUUCGUUGCAAAGCGAAAGGACAGCAGCGAUACUGUCAGUUUGAGCCCAGAAGGCGGCUAUGGUGCUGUGCUCGAGACGAGCAGGUUGGCAUGGGGCAAUGGUGGCAGAUCGGUGAGCAUGGACCACAUUCAGUCAGACAGCAGGGAUGGACUUUCUGUGCUUGGGCGAGGACGUCCAGUGCCUUCGGUACACAGCAAGUACGAGUCCAACGACGCGGAUGAGUCCGAUGCAGCGCCGGAACCAAUCAUUUCUGGUGGUCCGCGCAAAAUGCAGAAUCCGACAGCAACAGGUCCAGUGUACGUCAAUCAGGCUAACCCCAAGCCCAAACCCAGCCAGUUGCGCAAAACAACCACACAGCAAGACCUGCGAUCUCAGGCUGGCAAUUCGCCAAGUCCUUCUAUCCCGCAUGAUAUAAGGGAGCAAGCGGCUGAUUUCGUCAGAACCAGCAGCAUGCGCGGAUCGCUACCUCCGCCUUCCGCGAGCAGUAGUACUGCACCCAGUCCCGGAAUCUCAACCAGGAGAAAGGAGCACUCUCCGCCACGAGAGAAACCUGGCUUCUUCAAACGCAUCUUCAGCAGCAAUUCUUCUCGUACAGUUUCAGGCACAGUGGAGCGACCGGGCUCCACACGCAAGGAUAACAACGACCGGGGCUCCGCAUCACGACGCGCUGUAUCACAAACAUCUGCAGCGGGUGGCGACGUGAAAGAUGCCACAAAUACUGCCAAUUCGCAGCCACCAACGUUGAGCAAGAAGCCGUCUUCGUUCUUUAGGAGACGAAAGAAGUCGACUUCAGAGGCGUUUAAUCCGCCGCCGAUUCCAACUGCCCAUCACAAUCAUGCCAACCCGAACAUGAAUACGGCCGGGGAGAGUCCUUCAAUUAGCAGUCUACGGAAAGUCAUGGAUCCCUAUCUAAACGAGGAUGAGACUACGCCACGUCUGCCAGCACACAACAGGACAGCUUCGCGUUCAGCUUCACGCCCGCCAACCGCAGGAUCCAAGGCCACUGCAAGUUCGAAGGAAGACUCUGAAGAUCCCGACAUAUUUCAUACCGGAUAUACGCCACCUCCAGACGCUUCGCUCGGUGCGCGAUAUCCAAUCUCGAGGGAGCAUUCUUUGAGCAUGGACCGCGAAAGAAACUUUAAAAUGAAAAUCAAGAAGCGUCGACCAGAGGACCUUGCAAAUUCAGAUGCCCAGGAGCCAGGCGAAAACAAUGACUUGGCACAUCCCAGUCGACGAUCUUCAAGAGAUACAUUGCGCGACGAAAAGGACCAUCUGAAAGUCUCACCGCUGUCUGCAUUUCAUCCGAAUGUCGAACGACCAGGGACAAUAAGUCGUGCCAGUACUGGCGAUGGGAUAAUUGCAGCGUCCGAGUCGCGACUCAUGUCCCAAGAUGCCAGUCCACUUGACACUGGAGAGAUGCGUGACUUCAGUGCUGGAACGGGCGUGAGCCUGAACAUGGACGAUGAUGAGCAAUGGGUGGUACAACAGGCGAAGCUUGAACGACCGCCCUCGCCCAAGUCUGGGCGAUUGCGUUUGCAGCCAACCGCUUCGGAAGAGCAACUCAAUCAGAACAAAGACAACAACUCUUCGCCAACCGAUGCUUUCCAUGAUUCGAAUGAGUUCCGGCCUGACAGUCUCGAAAUGCCACCUCGAGAGACGGCGCCGCCACAGCAGCUUCCCUCAGCCGCGUGCUUGCCACUGCCUAACAUUGGUGUCGACGGCAAUCGACCUGUAUCGAGGAACUCAAGUGAACCGACUAUUAUUCAGGUCCCGCCUGAGUUCGUUGAUGAGGGCGCCGAGUAUCGAGAGCGAGCCCGCAAGAUCUUCGAAGGCGACGAAGAAGAUGUUCCUCGUGGAGACGCUGCUGCUUGGCUUGGCGAACGCAACACACUCAGCAAGCGCACAUUGGAGGCAUAUAUGCAGCUCUUCGAUUUCUAUGGCAUGAACAUCCUUGCCAGUUUGAAGAUGUUGUGUUCGAAACUGACGCUCAAAGGCGAGACGCAGCAAUUCGACCGUAUCAUUACAGCAUUGUCAGCAAGAUGGUGCCAAUGCAAUUCGAAUCAUGGCUUCAAAGCGCAGGAUGUGGUUCACACCAUUAUUUACUCGCUCAUCCUGCUCAACACUGAUCUGCAUCUUGCGGACAUUGGUGAGAGAAUGUCUCGCAGCGCCUACGUCAAGAACACAUUACCUACGAUCAAGCGUGUUGUCGCCGACGCUGCGCCGAAUGCAUUCGACGACACAAUCCGACCAUUGAGGGAAAACCUGCGUCCAUCAUUGCCUUGGAGCGAGUCGAGCACUUCCGUCACAAACUCACGCAAUCCUUCCAUGCCUACAUCGCCUUCAAUGCCUUCUCGAGCGGAGACUCCCGAUGGCGGACGCGAGGUCAACGAUCAGUUGUACGGCGUGACAGCUAACAACAAGCGACUGUCAAUCAGGCCGGCAAUGAGCAGACAGGACUCCGACAAUGGCACGCCUGAUUCUGCAGGAGCUGGCACAGCCAACGCACUGGUCAACAACUGUUGGUCAGGCUCAAUGCGCGGAUGGGAGAUGGAGGUCGAGUCGAUCCUCAAGGCGUUCUUCAACUCCAUCCGGCAGGAUCCUCUACCCCUGCACAACACUGUCAUGGGUGGCAUCGACUCCUCAAACAACAGUCGCAACCUUUCUGUGGUCGACUUGAAUGGUAACCUCAAGCGAACUGGAAGCGUCGUCAGCAGAGCACCAUCAGAAAACAUCUCUUUGCGAUCGAAAGACACCCGAUUCAAUUCUUUCACACAACGUUGGCCAGGCAGGUCGAACAGAUCAAGACCGAAGCUAUACCCAGCCAGUACUGUGGGGUCAUCUCGUACCAGCUUCGACGAAGGGAGUGGUUUCUGGUCGCCAGCGCAAAGCAGCAAGUAUUCUUUCAGCAAGACUCUGACAUCUGCCUCGGUCGGUAGCUUCAAUACGCAGUUCCAGUCGCAAAUGGACUCAUUCAAGCCCUCAAUUGGCUUUGCUGGUGCGCUGAACCAAGCCAUGAUUCGGGAAGAGAAUUUCAACAGCGAUGGCAGCGACACUUUCUCUAUGCCACGUGGUGACCUGCUCGAGGACGAAAGCCUGGCACUUGAGGGAGCUCCUUGGGCAAAGGAAGGCAUGGUACAGCACAAGCAUCACCUGGAAACGCAAGAUCGUAAAGCCAAGGAGCGAAGCUGGACGUCUUGUUUCGCGGUCAUUAGCAAAGGCAAGCUCACCUUGUUCAACUUCAACACCUCGUCGAAGACACAGUCUGCUAGCAGGAAGACGCCGUUCCAGAAGAUGGGCAAAGCUGCAAGCGUAGCACCGCGCCAAGUUGGAGGCGGUGAUUGGAUGGACAAUGCCGAGCAACUCGAUGUGUUCAUCUUGCGUCAGACGAUUGCCUCGACGCUGCCACCGCCCGGCUAUAGUAAGGCUAGGCCGAACGUGUGGGCGUUGAGUCUACCAUCAGGUGCCGUACAUCUCUUCCAAGUGGGCACUCCGGAGAUUGCUGAAGAAUUCAUGACUGCUGCCAACUACUGGUCAGCACGUCUGAGUAAGGAACCCCUGGCCGGCGGCGUGUCUAACAUCGAGUAUGGUUGGUCGGAGAACAUUGUGAAUCCUGCUCUUCUUGAUCGCUCGGAGAGCUUCCAGCAUCCUCCAUCUUCGAUGCAGACACGCAAUGCGGGGCACUCGCACAGUAUGUCGACCGACCGAACAGAGCAGCGAGAUCGCCGUGGGAGUCUUCAAUCGUCUAUCCGGAACAGCUUUGACACUGGCUUCGGUAGCGGCACGAAGUCCAAGACGAGCGGCGACCGAGCGACUAUCAUGGAGUGGCAGCCACCGACUCAGUCGAUGAUGGCCAGCCAGUUGAUGGAAGUCGACCAGCUUAAGCAGCUGACGGCUUAUGUGACCGGCCAGGAAGAAGAGCUGAAUAAACACCAGGAACUGAAACAUGCGAUUGAACUUGCUUUCUCGCCACGCCAUCCGAACUUCCAGAAAGCCAUGGCCAACUGGCAGCGCAAGUCGGACCACUUGCUGCGCGAGAUCGUCAAGUUUCGCACGUAUAUUGACAGCUUGACAGCAGCGCAAAAGGCGAAGGAGGCCCUCUAUGCUAGGAAAGCAGACGGCCGUCUGAGCCCAGUCGCUAAGGACGAUGAUGUUUACGACCUUCCAACCAUGAAUCAGAUGAUGGGAGGUGUUGCGCCUCGCGGAAUCCACACUUCAGGUUGA
Messenger RNA from Fulvia fulva, 4986 nucleotides. Its product is annotated as PH and SEC7 domain-containing protein. Gene Ontology annotation, molecular function: guanyl-nucleotide exchange factor activity. The coding region runs from base 1 to 4986 and encodes 1661 amino acids. The record is from RefSeq and is a predicted model, not a curated record. The transcript is spliced from 2 exons. Gene Ontology annotation, biological process: regulation of ARF protein signal transduction. NCBI's taxonomy places the organism in Eukaryota, Fungi, Ascomycota, Dothideomycetes, Mycosphaerellales, Mycosphaerellaceae.